UACACAGUCAAUACAAUUAUGGGGGUUCUCAACACCCUCUGUAUUUGUGGGGUCUUCCUGGCUCAUUUAGCCUUAGGUGCUGAACUGAUGAAACCCGAUGGCAAGCUGAACAACGAUGAAACUGGUGUCGUUGAAGUCGCUGAAAAAUCAAGAAAAGCUGGCUAUGGCGCUCCAAGCUAUGGCAGCCUACAUGGAGCUGGCUAUGGAGGCGGAUCCGGUGGAGGCUAUGGAGGCGGAUCCGGUGGAGGCUAUGGAGGCGGAUCCGGUGGAGGCUACGGAGCCGGAUCUGGAAGUGGACUCGGAGGCGGAUAUGGUAGUGGCUUUGGAGGCGGAUAUGGUGGUGGCUACGGAGGCGCAUCUGGUGGUGGCUUCGGAGGCGGAUUUGGUAGUGGCUCUGGAAGUGCCUAUGGUGGAGGUUCUGGUGCUGGUUAUGGUGGCGGUUCUUCAGGAGGUUACGGAGGAGGUCAUCAUGGCUUAGUUAUAACCUGUCAACCAAACAUAGCCGGACACGCUCAAGGUGGUUAUGGAGGCGGCCAUGGCAGCGGACACAAAGGCGGCCUUGGAGGUGGUUAUGGAGGUGGUUCUUCCUACAGAUCUGCCAGCGGUGGUUACAUGAGACCUCACUCCUAUGGUCUGUUCAACCAAGCUAUGUCCUUUGGUGCACCUGCCGGUUAUAGCUCUGCACAUAAAGGUUCUUCAUACAUGUCAGAUGGCUUUGGAUCUUCAGGUUCAGGCUACGGAAGUAAUGGUGGCUCUGCUGCAACCUAUGGCGGAUCUUCAGGUUCAGGCUACGGAAGUAAUGGUGGCUCUGCUGCAACCUAUGGCGGAUCUUCAGGUUCAGGCUACGGAAGUAAUGGUGGCUCUGCUGCAACCUAUGGCGGAUCUUCAAGCUACGGUGGUCCGGCACAAACUUAUGGCGGUUCAGCGUCAACCUAUAGUGCCCCAGCAGCUUCAAGCUUCGCCGGUUCUGCUCAAAGCUAUGGCGGAUCUGCUUCAAACCACGGUGGCUCUGCUCCAAGCUACAGCGCACCUGCUUCUACACAAACCUACGGUGCCCCAGCUCAAAGUUAUGGCGCCCCAGUCUAUGGUGGAUCUUCAAGUUACGGAGGUAUGGCCUCAAGCUAUGGCGCUUCAGCUUCAAGCUAUGGUGCCCCAGCAGCUUCAAGCUAUGGUGCCCCAGCAGUUUCAGCCUAUGGCGGUUCUGCAACCAACUAUGGCGGACCUGCUUCCAGCUAUGGUAGUUCUUCCUCUAACAAUGGUGGCUCUGCUCCGAUCUAUGGUGGGUCUUCAAGCUAUGGUGGAUCCGCUCCAAAUUAUGGGGCUUCAACUUCAACUUAUAGUGCCCCAGCAGCUUCAGGCUAUGGCGGCUCUGCUUCAACCAAUAGCGGAUCUGCUUCAAGCUAUGGAGGUUCUUCCGCAAGCAAUGGUGCCUCUGCUUCAAGCUACAGCGCACCCGCUUCUACCCACAGCUACAGUGCUCCAGCUGCAACCUACAGUGCUGUUUCCUCAGGAUAUGGUGGUGCAGCUCCAAGCUAUAGUGCCCCUACACCAAGCUACAGUGCCCCACUUCACAGCUUCAGCGCUCCAGAACCAACCUACCAAGCUCCAGCUACUUAUGGUUCCUCUUCUUCUAGCUAUGGUUCAUCUUAUAGGUCUUCCGAAAAAGAAAACCAAGACUCUACCAACGAGGAAGCGAAUACUACUACCCAGAAGAAACAAAAGAUUAAGUCCUCCACAGAUGAAACUGUUGGUGCCACCAGCAAUGGAUGGAAAUCAGGCAUGAUGAAUGUUAUGCGCGAAGUUGAAGAAAUGAAAUCUCAAGGAUGGUGAGAUCAAGAUGAUUCUCUCAGUAAUGGAAAAUUAUUUCGAUAAGGGAAAUUAACUUCAGAAAUGCAAAGAAAAUAAUUUGAAAUGUAAAUAAUUUUUGUAUUUUUCUAUUGAUAUUAAAAUGAUUUUGAUAAAAUA
Messenger RNA from Ceutorhynchus assimilis (cabbage seed weevil), 1965 nucleotides. The record is from the annotation of a GenBank genome assembly. NCBI's taxonomy places the organism in Eukaryota, Metazoa, Arthropoda, Insecta, Coleoptera, Curculionidae.